Messenger RNA from Paramecium tetraurelia, 822 nucleotides. RefSeq lists its product as uncharacterized. Lineage: Eukaryota; Ciliophora; Oligohymenophorea; Peniculida; Parameciidae. Gene Ontology annotation, molecular function: pyrroline-5-carboxylate reductase activity. Gene Ontology annotation, biological process: L-proline biosynthetic process. The record is from RefSeq and is a predicted model, not a curated record. The transcript is spliced from 2 exons.
AUGAAUCAACAAUUUUAUAACUUCCUGAACAUACCAAUCACUCAAAAUCCAAAACCUGAAUUAGUUAGAGUGAGAUUAGCUAAAUAAUUUAUUGUUGCUUAAGUAUUACAUAUUUUCAAUACUUGGAAAUCAAUUCAUAAUGAUGAAUCAAUUAGUUUUGGAUUGAUUGGAUGUGGAUAAGUAGGAAAGCUGAUAAUCAAUUCAAUAAUUCCAUAUGCUAUUAAAUACUAUGAUCUAAAGCCUUAGGAUGUUCACAUAUCAACAAGAAGGCCUGAAUAAAUUUAUUAUUAUGUUACGAAAGGCUAUUAGGUAUACUUUGAUAAUGACAGAUUAUUGGAAUAAUGCAACUUUGUGGUUAUUGCUAUUCCACCAGUGAUUGAUAAUUGGAAUAUUUUGGAAUUAUAAAAUAAGAAUCCAAAGGCAUAUAUAAUUUCUUUAUUGUCGACUUUAAAAUUGCCUAGAUUGAAGUAAUUGCUUAAAUAAGAAAAUCAGUUAUAUCAUACAUAAAUUUCUUCAUAGCAACUUGAUUAAGCAAUUUUGAGCUACAUAGAAUUAAUAGAGCAAAUAAAGCCAGGAGUGUUUCAAACUUAAAUUUAGGAAGACAUUGUCAAAUUGAUUACUGAACAAAGUCACAAUCACUUUAUUGAUGGAGAGAAUAGGAUAAAGAUUUUUAUAGAAUCCUUUGGGAUUGAACUCACUGAGAGUUAAUACGUGAAAAUAUUUGGAAGAAAUAAACAGGAAUUUGAAACACAAAUGGAGAAAUUAUUCAAAAUGAGCUUCACAAAAUCUAUGCUCUAAUUUUAAAAUUUCAUCUAAAAAUGA